ACCGGCACCGUCGAGGAUCGAUAUAAACUUUAGAUUAUCGUAUUAGGCUCUCAUCGUUACGGCACAGCAAAACCCCUUACCGUCGAUCAUCCCACAUAUUCAUUCGCAACGGUCAUCCGAAUUCCCCUCCUCUCGGCUCCCGGAUUCCCUGGUAGAUGCGUCGCUCGGUGUUGCUAACGGCAUGGAGGCUCUCCAUCGUCCAACCCGGUCCACACCGGAUGUCCUCAUUCAGAUCAAUUGCUCACGUGCCGCGGUCGCAAUCGCGCCAUCCGCUUCCCCCGGGCUCCCCGAAGCCUGAACCUACCAGCGGCUCCCCGCCCGAUCACCGUCUCUUAGCCGCUGCUCAAGACCUCCUCAUAACCCACCCAGUAUCCCCCGGCUCGCCGCUAUUUCUUCCUCACGGCUCUCGCAUUUUUAACAAACUCACCAACUUUAUUCGCUCGCAGUACGCUCUCUACGGAUACGAGGAAGUCAUUACGCCAACUAUAUACAAAAAAUCUCUAUGGGAAACCUCUGGGCAUUGGGAAAACUACAAGGAACAUAUGUUCAAGGUCACCGGAUGGGAGGCGGAGGGAACAGAGCAAGCAACAAUCGGUGAGCGGGAAAGGAUAGAGGCAGAGGAAGAGUUCGGGUUAAAGCCAAUGAAUUGCCCAGGGCAUUGCCUACUGUUCAAACAUGUUGCGGGUAAACUGAGCUUGAGGGAUUUGCCGGUUAGAUAUGCAGACUUCUCUCCAUUACAUAGGUAUGGACCCCCAUAGAGUUCUGUCACGCCUCCAACCCCCACUUGAGCGACCCACAACAUGAGACCUGCGAUGCCCUUGAACGGGGCAUAUUCCGCUAACAUGAGCAACCAAGGAAUGAGAAUUCUGGAUCCUUGAGCGGUCUCACCAGAGUGCGGAGAUUUCAUCAGGACGAUGCUCACAUCUUCUGUCGCCCAUCCCAAAUUUCCCAAGAAAUAUCAUCAACGCUACAGUUCAUUCAAACGGUCUACAGGGUGUUUCAUCUGCCACCCUACAAACUGAUGCUGUCCACGAGACCGAAGGAGGGUUACAUCGGAUCACUCGAGGAAUGGGAUCGAGCCGAGGCAGCCCUGAAGGCAUCUCUAGACGGAUCCGGCCAGGAAUGGGUGAUCAAUGAGGGAGACGGUGCAUUUUACGGACCGAAGAUUGACACCAUUCUCACGGAUUCUGAUGGAAAGGAGCACCAGACGGCAACAAUACAAUUGGACUUUCAGCUGCCUCAAAGAUUCGGGUUAAAUUACCUCGCACCUGCUCCAGCCGCGGAGCAGAAGGGGAUCCUCAGUACGGAUCCCGAGGAGCUGAAGGAGUCCGGUUUCGCCACGCCCGUGAUCAUACAUCGAGCUAUCCUCGGAUCACUUGAACGUUUCAUGGCGUUGCUAAUAGAGCAUUAUAAUGGCAAAUGGCCUUUUUGGUUGUCACCUCGGCAGGCGAUCGUGAUUCCGGUUGCUAUGACGGAUGAAAUAGUGACAUAUGCACGAGAGGUCAGGAAGGGGAUAUCCGGGUUGUCUGAGGAAACGGGCCGGAUCAAUGCGAAUAGGCCAUUACCAAUGAGCAGACGCACCUUCAACGUCGACAUCGACGAAAGUGGGGGCCUCCUUUCCAGGAAGAUUCGAGCGGCUAGAACCAAGCAUUACAAUUACAUUGUCGUUGUUGGCGAAAAGAAUCUCCAAGCAAAGACUGUCAGUUUGGGCCCGGCAUUUUCUCGGAAUCAGGAGCAAGGGGGCAGAGAAGAGAUGGAAAAAGGUCCGAAGGACAUGCCAGCAGAAGAGGUUUAUCAAAAGUUUGUCGAGCUGGAAAAUGAGUAUGCAUAGAUCAUGUUACAGUACUGUACCUUAGAGCAAAUAAAAAAAAAGCCUCCAGCCAUGGUCGGUGGCUUCCGAGUCCAGUGGUGAAAGUUGGAGAGCAUGAAGAUGUUUGACAGGGAGUUGAUGGACAGGGGUGAAGACCGGGAAAAAAUUGACAGAUAGAGUAACGACUGAGAAAGAAAAAACAAGAAAUGGAGGGAAAAACAAAAAAGAGGCGAAUCGACGCAACCAUACCAGGAAAACCUCGAGCACACGGCACUGAUUAUGCAGGGUAAAACAGGGGACAGCGCAGCACUGUACCGUACGCAUAAGCAUUAAAACGAUGCGGCCAGUGUGAUCGCCGACCCGUUCCUGUUCUUGUAGUCAAUGGCGAUAAGGUGGAUCUGCCCAAUCCAGCAUGAGCAUGAGCUCGCGAAUCUGGUCCCACUGUAUCUCCUCCCGGUCCCUUUGACCGAAAUGAAGAGAGCCAGGGCACAUUUGACAGGAACACAGCUCCUCCCACCACAGUAAAACAACGGGGCCCAUGGUCUCUAUUCUCCCGUGUCCACCAGCACAGCACGGUGCUCAGCGGUGGUGCGGGCACAGCGCCUUGGCUAAAGGUCAGCCAGGGUCUGCACCGUCCGCAGAGUGCAGUGCUGUCAUUUCGUUCCGGCCCAGGUUAAGGUGUAGAGUAAUGAUAUUCCUGUGCUUUAUUUCGACAUGCCCAUACUUGCAGAAUUGUAGCGUACUGUACGGUACAUGGCGUCAUACUCGCUAUACCUACCCCAAGCCAAGUUACCGUUAGUCCACGGUUGUUUCCAUAACAUUAGGGAUUCCUUCCAUUGAACAGCACUCGAGUAUAUAUCAUCCCGGUAGCCAAAAUCCAUCAGGCCUCCACCCACACAGUCCCCCAUUAUGGAUGCAUACGGGACUCCUGUACCGUGAUAUGAUACCAUAUCAUAAGAUGUCAAAGCCCU
Tuber aestivum (summer truffle) is the source of this 2781-nucleotide messenger RNA. The record is from the annotation of a GenBank genome assembly. Lineage: Eukaryota; Fungi; Ascomycota; Pezizomycetes; Pezizales; Tuberaceae.